Ipomoea nil (Japanese morning glory) is the source of this 3541-nucleotide messenger RNA. RefSeq names its product HSP-interacting protein-like. The transcript is spliced from 2 exons. Gene Ontology annotation, molecular function: protein binding. The record is from RefSeq and is a predicted model, not a curated record. NCBI's taxonomy places the organism in Eukaryota, Viridiplantae, Streptophyta, Magnoliopsida, Solanales, Convolvulaceae. The coding region runs from base 678 to 3053 and encodes 791 amino acids.
CAACUGUUUUCUUAGCAUUUCUGCAUACACUUCUCUGCAUUUGAAAGGUCAGCAAGAAUAAAGCUGAAAUUUUUCCAGAUAAGUCUUCUUUUUCCCACAUUAUGUUCUUUAUGCUUUGAUUGAAUUUCACUCCAUCAGAACCCAAAAAAAAAAAAAAAAAAAACAGAAAACAAAAAGCAAAAAUCUUUGUUCAUUAAACGAGUUGUUUGCAGCCGAAUCCUUAGGUACUUCUAGUUGAUCUCUUCAUUUCCUUUGUUACCUCAGUUGGGAUUUGUCUAGGGUUGCGUAUUUAGCUGCAAUAAAUCCUUAUCUGAAAGAAGGGAAGCCCCUAAAAAAAAAGAAGAAAUUAUUGGUUUUCUGUUGUGUGAUUCUUGUUUUCUGCUGUAUAUUCAAGAUUCAAGAAUAGCAUUUUGUGUUUAAGGGUGUUAAAAAGAUUCAGUCUUUUAGGUUAAUUCCUUGUCAUUGAAGAAUUACUUUGGUUGUCUGGGAUUUAUUAUCAGUACUGGUUUUGAUUAGUUUGAUGUUUCAGUAGUAACGAAUCUGGGGUGGUUUUGUAUGUGAAGGAUUGGGAUUUGGUAAGGUUAUCCUCAGAGUGGUUUGGCAUUGGAUUUAGUUCAAAUCUGUUGUACUUAUUAGGCAAUUUGAGCUUCUGAAAGUUGAAUCUUGGGGGGUUUAAUAUGGGGAAGCAAGGCGAAAAGGUGAGAAAACCAAUAGGAGCUAAAUCUGGUGGUUCUAAUGUGAAGAAAAACAAAGGUAGUGUGAAUAGCACAAGGUUGUAUGAUAAGGACACAGCUGUGUUCAUUUCGAUGUCCCAGGAAUUGAAGUACGAGGGGAAUAGGUUGUUUCAGCAAAGGGAUUACGAGGGGGCGAUGUUCAAGUAUGAGAAAGCUAUCAAAUUGCUCCCAGGAAACCAUAUAGAUGUGUCCCACCUCCGGAGCAAUAUGGCUGCUUGUUAUAUGCAGAUGGGGUUGAGUGAAUAUCCUCGGGCAAUUCACGAGUGUAAUUUGGCUCUCGAGGUUACCCCCAAGUAUAGUAAGGCGCUUUUGAAGAGGGCUAGGUGUUAUGAGGCUUUGAAUAGGCUCGAUUUGGCACUGAGAGAUGUUAGUAGAGUGUUGCAGAUGGAACCGAAUAAUCUUAUGGCUACUGAGAUUGCAGACAGGGUGAAGAAGGCUUCAUUUGAGCAAAAAGGCGUCGGGCAAAAUGAGGUUUCCAUAGAUUUGAUUCCAGUACCUGAGUAUGUUGAACCGGUUUUCGUCUCAAGCUCUUCAAAAGCUUCUAAAGAGAAGGCGAGAAAGGUGAAAAACAACAAAAUAGAUAGUGUUGAGGAGGAGGAGGCCAAGAACAAGAAAGUUGAAAAUGGAGUUGUUGAAACCAAAUCCGGAGACAAAAUUGGACAAAAGAAGGCUAAGAAUAAGAACGAGGAAAAGAGAGACGAGUAUGGAUUUGAUGAAAUGAAUCCCGAAGAAGAGGUGAAAGUAGGUGACGACAAAUUAGAAGAUGGAGUUCAUCUUGAGAAGGCUAAAAUCAAGAAUGUAGAGAAGGCCAAUAACAAAGCAGUCGUGAAUGGAGUUCACGAAACAAAUGCUAAAGGCGAGAGCGAAGAAAAGAAGUCUGAGGACAAAGAGAUGGAGAAGAAAGAUGAGUACAGCGACGAGGAGAGAAAAACUGAAGAUAAGUUGGUGGUUGAAGAAAUGAAAAGUAACAGAAACAGCUUGGAAGAACAGCCCAGAAGAAUGGUGAAAUUGAUAUUUGGUGAAGACAUAAGAUGGGCCCAAAUUCCUAUUAACUGCACCAUUUUGGAACUGAGGGAGAUUAUACGUGAUCGGUUCCCAAGUUCGAAAUCCAUUCUAAUUAAAUAUAGGGACCAAGAAGGCGACUUAGUGACAAUCACAACAAACGAGGAGUUAAGGUGGGCAGAAGCAUCUGUUGAGCACAGUUCUGUGAGGCUAUAUAUCGUAGAUGUUAAUCCAGAUCAAGAUCCUUUCUUUGAGAAGGAUUGGGAACAAAAUCACGUUCAAGAAUUGCAGAAUGGACCACCUUGUAUUGAUGAUUGGAUCAUUCAUUUUGCUCAUCUGUUCAAGAAUUACGUUGGAUUUGAAUGCGAUACUUAUCUGGAUCUGCACGAAGCUGGAAUGGAGCUCUACUCCGAGGCUAUGGAAGAGACAGUCACAAGCGAAGAAGCUCAAGAUCUUUUCCUUAUAGCUGCAGAAAAGUUCCAGGAAAUGGCUGCUCUCGCUUUGUUCAAUUGGGGCAAUGUUCACAUGUCUCGGGCAAGGAAACGAGUUUACAUAACCGAGGACAAUUCAGGAGAAUCUGUUCUCGAACAGGUAAAAUGUGCCUACGUUUGGGCACAAAAGGAGUACUCAUCUGCAGGAAGAAGAUAUGAAGAAGCGUUGAAGAUCAAACCGAACUUCUAUGAAGGCAUUCUUGCUCUCGGGCUUCAACAGUUCGAACGGGCAAAACUCUCUUGGUACUAUGCAAUUAGCACUAAUGCCGAUAUGGAAUCAUGGCCUUCCACAGAAGUAUUUCAACUUUACAACAACGCUGAGGAAAAUAUGGAAAGAGGUAUGCAGAUGUGGGAGGAAGAGGCGGGGCAACAUCACAACGAACUGUCCAAAUCGAGCAAAACGCAAACCCUCUUGCAAGAAAUGAAGAUGGAGCAUUUGUUUAAAGAUAUUUCUACAGUUGAAGUUGGAGAACAGGCUGCAAACAUGAGGUCUCAGAUAAAUCUUUUGUGGGGUUCCAUGCUCUACGAAAGAUCCAUAAUGGAGUUCAAACUCGGGUUGCCUGUCUGGCAAGAAUCUUUAGAGGUUGCAGUCGAAAAAUUUGAACUGGCUGGAGCUUCCCCAACCGAUAUUGCUGUUAUGGUAAAGAGUCAUUGUUCCAACACCACCGCUCCAGAAGGCCUAGGAUUCAAUAUUGACGAGAUAGUACAAGCAUGGAACGAGAUGUACGAGGCAAGAAGAUGGCAGAGAGGCGUUUCAUCUUUCCGUUUGGAACCAUUGCUUAGACGACGAGUUUCCAAACUCUAUCAUACCCUUGAACUUGCAUGAGCUUGUGUCAUUGAUAAUAAUGGGUACGAGAGAGUAUAUGGGUUUAUAAGGCCAUGGGUUCGACUAACUGAUUGACUGGAUAUAGUCUUUUGGUGUGUUUUGGCCCAUAACACCGCUUCUGCAGGUCUUCAAUCUGCAUCACCCGUUGGCUUACAUCUUUUUCCCGUGGCCCUUUGAAUUCGUUAUGGCGAAUAUUUUACAGAUAUCACAAGAAAUCAUCAUUUUAUUCAUUUCUGGGUGAGAUGAGGGUAGCAGAGAUACUUUUUGUUUGUUUCUGCAUCAUCAUCAUCAUCAUCUUACCCUAUUCAUUGCAUCCAUUUCAGACAGGCAACAGAAGAUUGUUCUUACAUUCUAAUCACAUAUAUGUUUUCAUUUUGCAUUUUUUUAUAGGAAAUUUUAGUUGGUUUGUAAUGGUUUGUGUGAUUUAGCAGAUUAUAGUUUUAUAGGAAGGCAGUCUUAUAUAUAUAUACUGCAUUCUUUUGAUGUGC